AUGGAUGCCAAUAAUCCCCUGUCAGACCGCGAGAAGGCGCUGGAGAACGAGUACAUUCGCAAGAAGGAGAUUCAGAUGGCCAAAGAGAGAGCCGCUAAACAACAAGCUGCUUCUGGGCGUCGCAGUCCCAUCACACAAGGGUCGCAAGAUGUAAAUAAGGACAAAUAA
Molecule: messenger RNA, 168 nt
Organism: Podospora anserina S mat+
Lineage: Eukaryota; Fungi; Ascomycota; Sordariomycetes; Sordariales; Podosporaceae
Exons: 2
Coding region: 1-168 (55 amino acids)
Source: RefSeq, a predicted model, not a curated record